This is a messenger RNA of Lytechinus variegatus (green sea urchin), 3084 nucleotides long. Its product is annotated as motor neuron and pancreas homeobox protein 1-like. Gene Ontology annotation, biological process: central nervous system development; regulation of DNA-templated transcription; spinal cord motor neuron cell fate specification. Lineage: Eukaryota; Metazoa; Echinodermata; Echinoidea; Temnopleuroida; Toxopneustidae. The transcript is spliced from 3 exons. The record is from RefSeq and is a predicted model, not a curated record. Gene Ontology annotation, molecular function: DNA-binding transcription factor activity, RNA polymerase II-specific; sequence-specific double-stranded DNA binding. The coding region runs from base 552 to 1706 and encodes 384 amino acids. Gene Ontology annotation, cellular component: nucleus.
AAUCAGAGCGGUCGUGUCUUGAAAGAGUUGGGACUGAUUGAUUUUGAGAGGUGAACUGUAAUAGGACGAGAGCGUCAUACAUGGCGCCGUGGUAUCGAUGAUUUGAGAAAGAAGAAGAGGGAUGAGCAUCGCUUGCCUCCAUGACCGCCUGUCUUAACGGCCUAGUAUUACACGUGGUUCCGGAUAUAGUGUGUCUCGAUCUCAUGAUGACGAUUACAGCUACUUGAAGGUGGAGUCAAUUGGUUUAAGAGGACCUCCAAUCAUUGUCACUGAUGCAUUCCGAAGCGGUAUUACCUUCAUGAUCGCCUCACUACAAUCACUCGCUCUCUCCGACCCAUUUCUGUUUCCGUUACUCAUUCACUCACUUUUUAGCGCUUCUUCUCCUUUUCUGAAAAUAAUUUCUAAAAAGCGUAUCUUCUGAAUUUAAAAGCAGUUGUCAUUUUGAAAACGAAGCAAUCGAUUUUCUGUAACCUUGCUUUCGCCUUUUUUCCCGCCGAGUCGUAUGCAUCGCAAAUCUCGAAUAGAAAUUGAAAAGAGAAUUGUAUUCUUUAAUGAAAGAGCGAAUUUUUACGAUGGAAUCUUCUAAGGCAUUCACCAUUGAUGCGCUCCUUUCAAAGGAGGCUUCGACAGGUUUGAAGGCAAAAUCCCCUACCAACUCUCCUCCACCCAUGGAUAGAAGCAGUCCUCUUAGUCCUCUUCCAGUUCAACCGCACCCAUCCCGUUUAUCUAUAAUGGACCGUGCACUUGGGGCCACACCCUUAUCGCACCCAUCGGGAGGAGGUGGUGGUGGUUGUGGGGGUGGAAAUCACCACACCCUUCAAGCAAGAGGGAUGCACAGUGGAAGUUUGGUCCCCAAACCAGGACUCCUUGGCUUUCAUCCACCUGUUUCCGGGAUGGCGCCGAACGCCUCCGUGGUUCCCGCCAUCUAUUCGCACCCCUUGUACGCCGGACUGUUUGGCGGCCAGCAUCACGCACAAGCUGCACAUCAUCUCAGUGCUUUUCGAGCCGCCGCAGCAGCAGCGGUCGGUGAACAUGGAGUACGGAGUGGCCACCCGCUAUCAUCGUUCUCUGUCGACUGGUUUCGUAACGGCGUCAUGCUGCCCAGAUUCGGAGACUUUACAGGAGGUUUUGGUCCAAACCCUCCUACAGUCCUUGGAAAGACACGACGCCCUCGUACGGCCUUCACAAGUCAACAACUCCUCGAACUGGAGCAACAGUUUCGGAAGAAUAAAUAUCUGUCAAGACCUAAGCGAUUCGAAGUGGCUACAUCCCUUAUGUUGACAGAAACUCAGGUCAAGAUUUGGUUCCAGAACCGCAGAAUGAAAUGGAAGCGAAGCAAGAAGGCUAAGGACCAGCCACAACAAGACCGUAACGCCGUCAAAGACACAACCGAUUCACUCCCUAAGUCAUCCGAACUGUCUACGAUAAAAGCCGAACCAUCUCCGACAGACGUUGAUUCGAACGUUUUGCUUAAAAGUGAUCGCUUACACGACAUUGACAGAGAGGAAUUAGAAUACGAUGAUGAAGAUGAUCUUGGCAUGGGAGAUGCUGACGAAGACGACGAAGAUGACGACCUGGGCAAUGACAUGAAAAUAGCGGGGAUGUGUGAACCUCGAGAAUUGUCGCAUAAUGUGUUUGCGUCAGACCAUAUGACGUCAUCGCCGCCGAGACUUGUCAACGGUCAUUUGCUAGAAAUAGUUCGUUAAUAUACAUGGAACACUUCAAUGUUUACAAGCAAAAAAAGCUGCUGGAAGAAUUAUGACAUUAAGUAUUUAUAUUUAAAGACUCUGACGUCUGAAGUUAUGAACUGACAAUUAAGGCCCCUCUGCUAUAUUCAUUUUUAUGGAGUAAACCCCCAAAAGGAUCAUUUGCCGUCGAUGGUGUUUACUGAAAGCAACUACGAAGAGCAGAAUUUAGAAUUCAAUUAUUGGUUCUCCGUACAAAUUUUUAAAUGUGUAUCUAGAACUCAACUAGUCAGUCAUCUUGGCAUAGGAAAGGUGGUAAAAGUAACGCCCCCCCCCCCCUCAGUUUCUCUCAUUGCAUUCUUGCCUUUCUCUUUUUUUUCCAUUUUUUUCUUUCUUAUUAAUAUCAUUUCGCUUUCUCAUUGUUCAUUCAUGUUCAUUGCGAUAAAUGUUUUCCUUAUUCCGGUAGACAAACAAUAAUGAAAUAUAAAUGGAAAUGGAAAAGAUAAAAUACAAAUUACAUGAUUUGGGUUAUAUAUCCACUUUGAUUCCCACUGAAUCGAACUUGAUUGAUAAAUUUAAGUCAAUUUGAAACUGUUUUCAUGAAUGGACGUUUAUAAAAGAAUACACAUUGAAACUGUUUUGAUUUGAGUUUUAAAUCAUGGAGGUGCCAUCCCUUUUUAAAUCUGCAUCGUGAUUUAUUUUACAUGUGUUAUGACUUGUUUACAAAACAUUGGAAAUGUUAUUUUUGUGCUAUCGUGGAAGAUUAUUUAUAAAAAUUGAAUUGGAUGCACAUGUGUAAUAAUCACCAAUGUAAUUAGUUAUGUGCAAUUAGUAAUAUUCUCUGACUUAAUGCACACUCUUACAUUUCAUUCGUUUCGCAUCUUGUGUUUUAUGUCCAUGUACAACAAGAAAUCCUUUUUCAAGUCGCUAAAUUAGUUUACAACUGCAAAUAUUUUUCACUCCAUUGUCAAAUACCACAACUGGGCAUUGAAAGAAGGUGUUAAAACAGAAAUACGAAAAGGCCUGUCGCUAUGUUAUUAGGCCUAUAUUAUAUCCGGAUGGUACACUAUAGAAAUAAAUAUUAAAACACAAUAGAAUAUUUUCGUGAGACAAGUUAAUAAUUUUGAAGUUAGAUUUUAAUACAUGUAACUAUUCUCAACGCUUGGUGCGUUCAUGAGGCAUUGUCAUUUUUCUGCUGUUUUAUGACUUUCUCAUAGGUAUGUAAAGUUAGUGUUAAAACACUGUUUAUUGUGUGCUUUGAUAUAAGUAUCAAUUUUCUGUAUAUAAUACGAAUUGAAUGAGCUAUUUAUGGUAGUAAAAGUAUUGUAUAUAUUCGUUGUUAUGAAACAAAUGUGAUGGUGUAUUAUCUAUUAUGAAAGACAAUUAAAGUGGCAAUCAA